Messenger RNA from Caenorhabditis briggsae, 432 nucleotides. Lineage: Eukaryota; Metazoa; Nematoda; Chromadorea; Rhabditida; Rhabditidae. The transcript has 3 exons. The record is from RefSeq and is a predicted model, not a curated record. The annotation marks the transcript as partial. Gene Ontology annotation, molecular function: protein dimerization activity.
ACGGGUGCAACAGUAACCCAAGCGCGGCGAGACCCGCAAUCGGUGUCGAUUUACGGGGUCGAUUUAAGACUCUAUACCCAGUCUCGAUACCCAGCCACACCUACAACCGAAAGAAAAGGAAAGCUAAGCGAGCUAGUCGUUGCAGAACACACAAAAUGGUUUAGUGAGCGAACCGACAUGGAUGAGAAUCCUAUCAAGUUUUGGACAAAAGCAACCAGUCAAGAAGUCUUUCCAACACUUUACCGGCUUCACCUUCGUUUUUUUUCUGCUCCUGCAACAACGGCCGAAGCAGAAAGGUUAUUCUCGUCGGCGAAAAAUAUUCUCACAGAUAAUAGGAAAUUACAGAACGCAGAAAAUUUUUCCAAACUUCUUAUUUUGCAACAGAAUGUAAAAUUGAUGGGGUUUCAUCAACAAAAUUCAAAAAAUAAUUAA